This is a messenger RNA of Centropristis striata (black sea bass), 3998 nucleotides long. It is a transcript of the gene dennd10, whose product is annotated as DENN domain containing 10. The record is from RefSeq and is a predicted model, not a curated record. The transcript has 10 exons. Gene Ontology annotation, cellular component: late endosome. Gene Ontology annotation, biological process: regulation of early endosome to late endosome transport; protein transport. NCBI's taxonomy places the organism in Eukaryota, Metazoa, Chordata, Actinopteri, Perciformes, Serranidae. Gene Ontology annotation, molecular function: small GTPase binding; guanyl-nucleotide exchange factor activity. The coding region runs from base 139 to 1194 and encodes 351 amino acids.
AAAGAAAUGAAAGUCUCUUGACAGCAGAAAUCACACCCAGGCCACUGACAAGUUCCAACUCAGUUUCUGUCUUAUUAAAUAUUUCCUGCGUCGCAUUCUGCACUUUUGGACGAAGCAGGAGCUCUCGAGGUAUGGAAUAUGGCAGCAACUGAAACGCAGCUUAUGUUAAGCGUCGGAUUAAUCGAGAAAGAUGUGAAUGGAGACACUCUGUGGGUCUGGUGCUACCCCUCCGUGGGCUCAGACCUGAGACAAGUCCUGCUCAGCAAGUGCUGUCUGACACAGGACAGCCGGGACUUUCACACCUUUGUGUUCGGUCAGUUCUGUCGCACCUGGUACUACAUCACCACAGUGGAGGUGCAGGAACCCACAGCUCUGAACAAGGUCACUCAUUUCUCAAUAGUUGUUACAGCAAAAGACUUCAACCCUGAGAAGUAUGCAGCUCUCAGUAGAAUCCUCUGCAGGAUGUACAUCAAACACGGCAGCCCGGUGAAGAUGAUGGAGGCUUACGUCACCGUCCUCACCAAAGGAAUCUGCCAGAGUGAUGAAAACGGCUCUUUUCUAAUUAAGGACUACGACGCUCGGAAAGCGUUCCUGGCCGGUUCAGUCAAAGACGUGGUGUCUCAGUUUGGGAUGGAGACCAUCAUCCUGUACACGGCUCUCAUGCUGAAGAAGAGGAUCGUUGUCCAUCACCCUCGGAUUGAAGCACUGUUGGAGUUUACAAGAGUUCUGCCGACUCUGACCUGGCACAGGAAGGACUGGUCCAUCCUGCACCCGUACGUGCACCUGACUGAAACUGAACUGGAGGAUCUCAAGAAAUGUCCGGGAUAUGUAGCAGGAUUUGUAGAUCCGGAAGUGAGCAACAGAUCGGACUUGUUUGAUGUGUACGUGAACCUCCCAGACAGUGUCAUCACAGUGUCCCAGAGUGCCAAAGAGGCCAUGGCCAUGGGGAAGCUGCACAAAGACGUCGGCCACCUGAUCGUCCAGUCUGCAGAGGACACUGAAAGGUCGGACAGCCAGGUCAUAAAGGAUAUUUCCAUCAAGACUAAAGAGAUCCUCGCCAACCUGGUGGCUCUGGCUGAUGAGUGUGAAGACUCAAAGAUCACACUGGAAGGUCUAAAGCAGCAUCAUUUCCCUCCGGCCACAGAGAACUUCCUCUUUCAUUUGGCAGCUGCAGAGCAACUCUUACGGAUAUAAAAGACACUUGACAUUACUGUCAGCAGCAGCAGCAGCAGCAGCAGCAUGGACUCUGGCUGUGCUGCUCUGUGUGUGUGUGUGUUGGGAUAAUGAAAGGCUUGUGCACACUCUCACUGUGAUCAUGAGACUGUGCACAACACUCUUUCUCACAGUAAUCUGUAAGGUAGGAACGUGUCACUAGCACUGUGCAACACACAAGGAUGUUUUUUAUCAUAGAGUUAUAUGGUUGUGUAUAAAAGACCAAAACCAACAAUGAAGUGAUCCAAUCAGUAAUCUGUGUAUCCAGCCCAGUCUCACCUUCAACACUAUGUCCAGCCCACGGUGUCUUACACACACACACGCACACACACACACACACACACAUCUGUAUGAGACGCAUCAGGCUUUCCAUCAACUCUAAUGUAAACCCGUCUGCUGCAAUAUUAGACACUUAGAGCAGGAGUUCUUAACCUUUUUGAGUCGCGACCCCCAAUUAAACAUGCAUGUUGUCAAGACGAAUUUCGGACAAAUAAUGAAGCAGACAACAACUAAAACAUCUCUCUGUCGUUGCAUUUAUAUGGUUUUUUUUAUAUUUUAUUGUUACUUUUAAUCUAAGUCCUUUGCUAUCAGUUUAAAGGUCCAUUCUGACCUCCUGAGUGUGUAACAGUCAGCUUCAAGCCAGAGACUCCUUGGAAAGUAAGAACUUGAUACUUUGGGAUUUGUCAGAAAAGACACAAAAUUACCCAAAAAAGAAACAAAUUGACCACAAAAUGAUUUUUUUUUAAAAAGACACAAAAUGACCAAAAAAUGACAUAAAAUUAAACAAAAAAGGACUCAAAUUGACCACAAAAUGACAAAAAAUGACCACAAAAAGACAAAAAAUGACCACAAAAUGCCCCAAAAAAGAAACAAAACACAAAAUUACUAAAAAGAAAAGACACAAAAUUACCGAAAAAAAGACACUAAUUGACCACAAAAUGAUCAAAAAAGACACAAAAUGACAAAAAAAAAAAAGACAAAAUGACCAAAAAAAGACUUAAACAAAUUGAUGCAUGAACACUUUAACACAGUGGAGACAGAGCUGACUUCCAAAAUGAUUUGGUGACCCCCAGAAAUCAUCUCGAGACCCCAAGGUUGAGAAUAGCUGACUUAUAGUAACAGACGUAAUACGAAGAGUGCAAGUGCUGGUGGAUGAGUUGCAUAAACCCCAGACUCUGUCUCAAGUUAAACCAAGAGUUAAUAUUGUUAUUGGGAAUCAACCUCCCUAGCUGCACCCAUAUUUCAGUGUGGAAGUAGUUGUUUUUAAGCCGAACCCUGUUCUUUUACCCUAACCUUGUUCAAGUGGUUUUAUAACUGUAUGCAUAAUUAUAAAUAGUUCAAAAAACAUGUGAACUAUUUGCUCUUAUUUCACAUUGUUUUUUUAAAAAAUGACAGUGCCCGGCUGUAUUAGGAAUUUUCCUUUUUCUUUUUUAAAUGUAAGUAUAUACAGUCAUGGAAAAAUGAUUAGACCACCCUUGUUUUCUUCAGUUUCUUGUUCAUUUUUCAUGGUUUUCUUGAUAAUGAUUUUGGUUAUGUAAAAUGUCUAGAUAUCAGCUCUUAAAUUAAACUCUUUUUAUCAUUAUAUUUGUCCAAACAAAUGUACCUUUAGUUGCACCAGGCAUUAAAAUGAACAAGAAAUUGAAGAAAACGAGGGUGGUCUAAUAAUUUUUCCAUGACUGAGCCAAGAGCCACAGACAGGAGGAGAGUCAAAGUAUUAAAGACAGGAUAAGUAGGAUUUGUCAGUUGUGGUUUGUAAACAACACUCAAAGUUUGACCCUCUUCUCCGACUCAGCAACAUUAUAUUAGCCUGCCAGUUUAAUGAUCUUCAGUCUAUUGGGCAUCAUAUUUGUGUCCAGACAAGAGAAUUUAGCAUCCUGAGCUUCAGACUCAGAAUACUGUCAGCCAGAAACUUCUCUGCAUGAUUAAAAAAAAAAUUGUGCCCUUACAGAUGGACUUACUUGCUGUUGAUUUUGGUCUUUUUAUGAGAUUUGGUGACAUUCAGAAAAACAAAGUUGGCCUUGUCCUUUAACAUCAGUAGUGUUGGAGAAUAAGGAGUUAAAAUAUUUAUCUCUAACUUUGUGAAAUGGAGAUAAAUAAGCUGGUACAUCUGAUUCCACAGUGCAAAACGGCAAAUCUCGCUCCUUUGUCCAAAAUAUUGGGUACAUGCUGUGAAGAGUCCAACCCAGAUAAAUAUAAAUAUAUAUAUAUAUACACACACAUAUAUAAAAGCAGUAACAGCAGCUGAAAUGACUCAGAUUUAACAAGCAGUUAUUAUAAUUAAUACGUUUGUUGAUAGAAACGGCAUCAGAUUACAACUGCAAUAGGCAUUGCACAACAUGUGAGUUUAUUUCUUUAACAAUGCCACAUUUUGUAUUUUACUAAUGACUUAAAACAAGCAAAUUGUGUUGUGUUGUAUGAGGCUUUUUCACAGUUUUAUAAAAAAGAUUAUAGAUAGAAAAGAUCCUCGUCAAUCUGCAAACUGAUCAAAGUACGAUUGGUGCUUCCGUGUCUGUUGAUCCAUAUUGCAUUACAUGUGUCUCACUGUUCAGGUUUAUUUUAUAUUGAUGUAUACUUAGCGCUGUUAUUUUACAGUUGAGUACAUUUUCAACCACAUUGCCAAAAGAAUGGUUCAGUGCCUCAGUAUUUCAGAUCAGACACAGAGUGCAAUACACAGAAAUGCUCAUAGAACUUUAAAAACUAAAUGUAUUUUCAUGAAUUGAUGUAAUAUUUCCUAUCUAUGAACACAUGUAAUAUUCAAACUAAAUAAAUUUACUAUCAAAAAAUAG